AUGGUGUUGCCUCCCCCAGACAAGCGCCACGUGUGUCUCACCACCAUCGUCAUCAUGACCAGCAUGGCCUUCAUGGACGCCUACCUGGUGGAGCAGAACCAGGGGCCGCGCAAGAUCGGCGUCUGCAUCAUCGUGAUGGUGGGCGACUUCUGCUUCCUCAUCGUGCUGCGCUACGUGGCGGUGUGGGUGGGCGCCGAGGUGCGGACGGCGCGACGCGGCUACGCCAUGAUCCUCUGGUUCCUCUACAUCUUCGUGCUGGAGAUCAAGCUCUACUUUGUGUUCCAGAACUGCAAGGCCGACCGCAAGAGCCUGGAGGUGGUGGCGCGCAAGACGCUGACGCUGUUGCUGUCCAUCUGCGUGCCGGGGCUCUACCUGAUCCUGGUGGCGCUCGACAGCAUGGAGUACGUGCGCACCUUCCGCAGGAAGGAGGACAUGCGCGGCCGGCUGUUCUGGGUGGCCCUGGACCUGCUGGACCUGCUGGACAUCCAGGCCAACCUAUGGGAGCCCCAGCGGACGGGUCUGCCGAUAUGGGCGGAGGGCCUGAUGUUCUUCUACUGCUACAUCCUGCUGCUGAUACUGCCCUGCGUGUCCCUGAGCGAGAUCAGCGUGCAGGGCGAGCAGGUCUCUCCGCAGAAGAUGAUGCUCUACCCGGUGCUCAGCCUGGUCACCAUCAACGUCGUCACCAUCCUGAUCCGCGGCGUCAACAUGGUGCUGUUCCAGGACAGCCGCGUCUCCACCAUCUUCGUGGGCAAGAACGUGGUGGCCAUCGCCACCAAGGCUUGCACCUUCCUGGAGUACCGGCGGCAGGUGAAAGAGCUGCCCCCUCAGGGCGCUGCGGGUAUAGCGCUCGAGCUGCAGCAGAAUUCGGUGCCUCACGGCCAGGCUCUGCCCAACGCCACCAGCCUGCCCGUGCACGAACCCACGCCGGCCCAGGAGAUCAUCGACACAUGA
This is a messenger RNA of Engraulis encrasicolus (European anchovy), 951 nucleotides long. It is a transcript of the gene tmem121ab, whose product is annotated as transmembrane protein 121Ab. NCBI's taxonomy places the organism in Eukaryota, Metazoa, Chordata, Actinopteri, Clupeiformes, Engraulidae. The record is from RefSeq and is a predicted model, not a curated record. The transcript has a single exon. The coding region runs from base 1 to 951 and encodes 316 amino acids.